Molecule: messenger RNA, 951 nt
Organism: Staurois parvus
Lineage: Eukaryota; Metazoa; Chordata; Amphibia; Anura; Ranidae
Source: the annotation of a GenBank genome assembly
AUGCGCGAGAUCGUCCACCUGCAGAUAGGACAAUGCGGGAACCAAAUUGGAGCAAAGUUCUGGGAGGUGAUCAGUGACGAGCACGGUAUUGACAAUGCGGGAAAUUACAAAGGAGAGUCGGACCUGCAGCUGGAGCGGGUCAACGUCUACUUCAAUGAGGCUCACUCCCAGAAGUAUGUCCCUCGAGCUGUGCUUGUGGAUCUGGAACCCGGAACGAUGGACAGCUUGCGCUCCAGUGCCAUUGGACCUCUGUUUCGUCCAGACAGUUUUAUUCAUGGCAACUCCGGAGCUGGCAACAACUGGGCUAAAGGCCACUACACUGAGGGAGCGGAGCUGAUAGAAUCAGUGAUGGAUGUGGUGAGAACAGAGAGUGAAAGCUGCGAUUGUCUACAAGGUUUUCAGCUGGUGCACUCUCUUGGAGGAGGAACAGGAUCAGGAAUGGGCACUCUCCUGAUAAACAAGAUAAGGGAGGAAUAUCCAGACAGGAUGACCACCCCGACCUAUGGAGACCUUAACCAUCUGGUGUCCAUGACCAUGAGUGGAGUAACCACCUCGCUACGAUUCCCCGGACAGCUUAACGCAGAUCUGAGAAAGCUAGCAGUGAACAUGGUGCCUUUUCCUCGUCUUCAUUUCUUCAUGACUGGCUUUGCCCCUUUAACAUCACGCAGGAGCCAGCAAUACAGAACCAUGAUGACUGCAUGUGACCCUCACCAUGGCCGUUACUUAACAGUGGCUGGCAUCUUUCGUGUUGCUGUUUGCGAUAUCCCACCCCGUGGCCUUAAGAUGGCCUCCACCUUUAUUGGAAACAACACCGCCAUCCAGGAGAUCUUCCGUCGCAUCGCUGAGCAGUUUUCAGCCAUGUACCGCAGGAAGGCUUUCCUCCACUGGUAUACUGGUGAGGGGAUGGAUGAAAUGGAGUUCACGAAGCAGAAUGCAACACCAAUGAUUUGA